Molecule: messenger RNA, 2569 nt
Organism: Syngnathoides biaculeatus (alligator pipefish)
Lineage: Eukaryota; Metazoa; Chordata; Actinopteri; Syngnathiformes; Syngnathidae
Exons: 3
Coding region: 94-849 (251 amino acids)
Biological process (GO): T cell activation; positive regulation of ERK1 and ERK2 cascade; interleukin-15-mediated signaling pathway
Cellular component (GO): external side of plasma membrane; membrane raft
Molecular function (GO): MHC class II protein binding; protein tyrosine kinase binding
Source: RefSeq, a predicted model, not a curated record
CGUCGGACACUGCAUUCGUGUCUUUGUGGCGGCCUGCGCUCUGUUUGUGUGUCUUUUAAAAGAGGUAACCGUGACAUGGAUUAAAAUCGAAAGAUGACAUCAAAGGAAUUUAUUCUCAUUUUUCUGCUCCAAUGCGAAGGCAUAAGAGGCCAGACCAUCGAGAUCUUCGCCAGAGCCGGGGAUGUGGCCACUCUGCCCUGCCUGCGUUCGUCCUGCUCCCGCUUGGCCUGGUUGUACAGUCGGGACGAAGGCAACGUGCUACGCGAGGUGAAAGACGGACAAGUGCAGGCGAGCUCGGACAGAAGUCAACGCCUCAGCCUCAACGACGACUGCUCGUUGAUGAUUGCCCAAGUGACAGGGGAGGAUGCUGGUUCUUUCACUUGUCUUCAAGAUGGAAGUCUGGUCGUCACAGUUUUGCUGUCAGUGAUGACUCUGACAAUUUCGUCUCUUCCUGUCUCUGAUCCUAUGGGAAAGAAUAAAGUGGUCUUGAAGUGUUCUCUGACCUGCUACCCGGCUCCGAUGUGUAUUUGCCGACCAGGGAGGCUACGCUGGAUGGAUGAGGAAGGCGGAGAGCUUCGCCCGAGAACCAUCAAACAGAAUAACUGCGUGUCCAUCUUGAAAAUAUUUCCCAUUGACGUCAAGAGGAAGUACACGUGUCAAUACAUUAGACGAAACGAUGUCUGGGUCCAGGCCCAAUACAGAGCUUCAGAAGAACCUGGAGAUCCGCCGCCUGGCUACAUCCGGCACAUCAAUAUAAUUCGGGUGACUUUUUCAGUCUUGCUGCUGGUCAUCGCCGUUGUGGCCAUUGUCCUCAUCAAGAUGAAGUUGAGAAGAAAUGCAGCCCAGUAGUUAGAAUAAGUAGAACCCUUCCAGGAAUCCAUUUUUACCAAAAUAGGCUGCGGGGAAUCGAGAUAUGCUUCUUAAAUAUUGGAAUUGUUAAAUUUUAUUCCCUUGGCUACUCGUGCUGUAAUGAAACAUCCAUUCAUCCAUUUUCUACCGCUUCUCCGCGUCGCGUCAUGGGGGAGGUUUCUUCAACAGGGAUACCCAGACUUCCCUUUCCCCAGCCACUUCUUCCACCUCUUCUGAAGUGAUCCCAAGGUGUUCCCAGGCCAGCUGAGAGACAUAGUCUCUCCAGCAUGUCUUGGGUAAUCCCCGGGGUCUCUUUCCGGUGUCCCAGCCACCUCAUCUGGCUCCUCUCAAUUCGGAUGAGCAGCGGCUCGACAUUGCGCCCCUCCCGGGUGACCGAGUUUCUCACCCUAUCGCUAAGAGAGAGCCCAGACACACUGCGCAGGAAACUCAUUUCGGCCGCUUGUAUCCAGGAUCUUGUCCUUUCGGUCACGACCCGCAGCUCAUGCCCAUGGGUGAGGGUAGGAACGUUGAUCAACUGGUAAAUUGAGAGCUUCGCCUUUCGACUUAGCUCCCUCUUUACCAAAACGGACCGAUACAAAGUAUGCAUCACUGCAGAUUCUGCAGCAAUCCGUCUGUUGAUCUCCCGCUCCAUUCUUCCCUCACUUGUGAACAAGACCCCAAGAUACUUAAACUCGUCCACUUGGAGCAGGAUCUCAUGCCCGACCCAGAGAGGCCACGCCAACCUUUUCCGACUUUGGACCAAGGUCUCAGAUUUGGAGGUGCUGAUUCUCAUCCCAGCUGCUUCACACUCAGCUGUGAAUCGCUCCAGUGAGACUUGAAGAGCACAGCUUGAUGACGCCAACAGAACUACAUCAUCUGCAAAGAGCAGAGAUGCGAUGCUGAGGCCACCAAACCGGACACAUUCUACGCAUCGGCUGUACCUAGAGAUUCUGUCCAUAAAAGUUAUGAACAAAAUCGGUGACAAAGGGCAGCCUUGGUGGAGUCCAACUCUCACCGGAAAUGAGUCUGACUAAUUGCCGGCAAUGUGGACAAAACUGACACCGGUCGUACAGGGACCAAACAGCCCGUAUCAGGGGGUUCGGUACCUCAUACUCCAGUAGAUCCCCCGACAAGACUCUCUGAGGGAGAUGGUCAAACGCCUUCUCCACAUCCAUAAAACACAUGUAGACUGGUUGGACUAUCUCCCAUGUAACCUUGAGGAUCCUCCCGAGAGUGUAGAGCUGGACCAUUGUUCCACGACCAUGACAGAAACCACAUUGCUCCUCCUGAAUCUGAGUUUCAACUUCCCGACGGACCCUCCUCUCCAGCAUCCCUGAUUGGACCUUACCAGGGAGGCUAAGGAGUGUAAUCCCCCUAUAGUUGGAACACACCCUCUGGUUCCCCUUCUUACAAAGGGGGGCCACCACCCCAAUCUGCCAAUUCAGAGGCACUGUCCCUGAUGUCCAAGCAAUGUUGCAGAGGCGUGUAAACCAGGACAGCCCCACAACUUCCAGAGCCUGCCACCAAAGAGCUUUUUAACCACCUAGGUGACCUCAACCCCAGAGAAAAAAGAGCCUGCUUCAGAGAACCCAGACUCAGAUUCCUCAUGUUGGUGGAAUUGAGGAGGUCUUCGAAGUAUUCUCCCCACCGACUCGCAAUAUCUGGAGUUGAGGUCAGCAGUUGCCCCAUCCCCACUAUACACAGUGUUGACGGUGCACAG